Messenger RNA from Parus major (Great Tit), 2437 nucleotides. Its product is annotated as serine/arginine repetitive matrix protein 2-like. The coding region runs from base 1 to 780 and encodes 259 amino acids. The transcript is spliced from 3 exons. The record is from RefSeq and is a predicted model, not a curated record. Lineage: Eukaryota; Metazoa; Chordata; Aves; Passeriformes; Paridae.
AUGAGCGCUGGCAAGCCGCGGAGGACCGGGGAGCCAGCGGCCACGCACAAAAGAAAAGUUGUUGAGCUUCUCUUCGGCGGGGCUGGCAGGCGGCGGUUCCCCUUCCUGGCCCUGGGCCACCCCACGUCACCGCGCCGGGGCCGCGCUCGCCCAGGGCCGCAGGAUGGGACUGCCCCGAGCACGGCACAGGAAAAGCACAAGGAGAAGGUUCUUUCAAACCGGCGCUGGGGGCAGCAGAGGAACCCUCGAGUAACGCGGCCGCCGAAUGCCGCUGCCGAAGGCUCCAGCUUCGCCAAGCGCCGGGAAACGAAGAACAACACGGCCGAACCACAGCGCUCCGGCCGGGACCGUCCCCCGCCCCCGUCCUUAGGGAAAGGUCCGCCGCUGAGCUUGGCCCGGGACGGAGGCUGUGCCACAGGCGUGCCCCGCCGGCCCGAGGGUUUCGCCUGUUGCCUGCCUGUGGCACAGCCUCGCUCUGCGGCCCUGAGCCCCCGCCGAGGGAAGCACCGGGGCCCGCCCCACCUCAGCUCUCCCCCUACCGUGACCGCGGCUGGGAAUCGUGUCCGCCUUCAGCGUCCUCGGAGUCGCCGGGGCUCCAGCCGCGUUGAUGGUAGGAGGGGGAGCCGCCAAACUCCGUGCCGCGGCCGCCCUUAUUCGAACGGCAGCGCCCGCCCCCCGCUGCCGCCCAUUGGGCACGGGCGGGCCGGGGGCGUCUGGCGGGCGGAGCGCGAAUGGCGGGUGCGGCACACGCGGGGGGCUGCAGGGGGCGCGCUCCCGUGAAGGUGCGGGGACACAGGCGGGAGCGCGGGGGUGAGCGCCGCUGUGAGGUGGGGACACAUGACGGGGCAGGACACGGAGUACUGGAAGCCCACAGUGAGUCAGGGGACACGUGUGUCACACGCAGACACCCCACCCUGCCUUGCAGUGCCAGCUAGGUAGGAAUCCUCAGCAACCCCCAAACGUGUCCUGACCUACUAGUGGGGCCUCACCUCACCUGGGGGAUCCUGGCCUUGUCCCCAUGGCCACAGCCCUAUUUCAUGCUGUAGAGGCCCAGAGAAGUUUAGGCAUGGACUGGACUGUGGUGGUGCAUGUCCCUGCCACCGCCCAGGCCCCACCAAGACCUGAGAAACGCCUGUUAGACUUUGUCCUUCACAAACAGCACCUGGGCUAAGCCCUUCUUGAGCUUUUUUUAUAUAUUCUGUUGCAAGGAACUAACAGAUGUUUAUCAAGCAUCUGUUUUUUAAUGAACACACUUGGAAACUUAAUUUUCUUGCCUGAGUAACAACCCAAGUGAAAUCCUAUUUUUGUUGUUGAACCUUCAACCAACGCAAGUUGUGGCCAGGAUGGAAAAUGGCUAAUGACCUAUGAAGGUCUCCUGGGACCAAAUCCAGAAAGGUCUCAGCAAUCCAAAGUGAGACCCUUUGAGCUCUCAAUUAUAAGGGGCUAAUGCAUACUGAAGCCCACUCUUUAAUAACCCUAUAAACUGCAGUCCAGAGUAAGUCUUUCUGAGCAUUCUAUUCCCAGAACAUAAGAGAGCUAAUGUGUAUGUCUCAAACAUAGGUAAUUGGAUGGCUGUGGAGUUACUGGAGGACUGGAGGUAAUAAACAAGGACUGGUGAUAUUAACAUGCCAUAAGCAAGUGCAAGAUGUGACUGAAGAAGGGGAGCAAGGUGAGCCAGAACUAAAAGAAAGACACCUUACCCCCAACAAGCCUUCUGACCCAUUUCCAGGAAGACCUGAAAGAGCAGACUGUACAUGAUAAUUUGCAUGGAAAAUGAGAAAUUCCUCUUCAGGAUGGGGGAACCUAUCCAUAAAAAGGUACCCUGCAAUUUCCAUGUCAACCUAAACCUUCCAUAGCACAACCAGAGGCCCUUCCCUCCUGUCCUGUUGUUUGUCCCCUGGGAGCAGAGCCAGACCCCCACCUGGCUCCACCUCCAGUCAGGGAGUUGUGGAGAGUGAGCUGGGGUAUAGAGCUCCAGCUUUUGGUGGCUGUGGUCAAAAGACUCUUGGCUUUGUAUGGUAUCCAAUGAAAGCAUCUUCUGGGGUGAAGCUGUUGUUUUUUGAACAAAGCCUUGUCCCCAAAAAUUGUUGAAAUUUUGAACAGUUUUCAAAGAUCACUGUAAAAAUCCAGCUGCUAUAUUAAUUCACUAAUUGCCAAGUCAAACUGACCUGAAUAUUGUUUUGAUGCAGAAAACUUCUGGGUUUAUUGGUAAAUUCUCUAUCCAGGUAAAGUCAAGGCUUGGCCAGGGCCUAGGCUUUAAACUGGAAUGAUGCCUCUUAACUCAUUCUCAAAGCAAGGGUUUUUUUUAAAAAAAAUAGCAGCUAUAAGAUACUUUAAACAUUGCAAACUUUUAAAAGGCAUUUGUAUAAAACAAAUGAUCAGAUGUCUUAGGUAAUUGACUAAUUAAACCAUUCAGCAGUUAAUUUAAUCUGAAGUU